This is a messenger RNA of Amborella trichopoda, 926 nucleotides long. RefSeq lists its product as uncharacterized. NCBI's taxonomy places the organism in Eukaryota, Viridiplantae, Streptophyta, Magnoliopsida, Amborellales, Amborellaceae. The record is from RefSeq and is a predicted model, not a curated record. Gene Ontology annotation, biological process: cellular response to heat.
CCAAGUUCUUGGAAAGAAAGAAGAAUUCUUGAGAGAGAAAAAGAUAUUUUAGAGAGACGAUAUUUGAUGGAAUAUAGAGGGCGGACACGAACUGGAAAUGGGAGUUCCUCCCAAAUGCAAUAUGAAGAAAUCCAUCCGACAUUUGAUUGGAAUCGGGACUCCGAAGCACACAUUCUUCUUCUUGAUCUUCCUGGCUUCAGGAAAGAGGAGGUGAGGGUCCAGCUCGACAAUUUCGGAAACAUAACGACCAGUGGAGAGAGGCAUAUAAGUGGCAACACAUUCGCACGUUUCAAGCAAGUCUUCACUGUGCCAGGAGACUCAAAUUUCGAACAAAUAAGCGCCAAGUUUGACCAUGGCAUUCUCUACAUAAUCAUGCCAAGAAUUAGAGAAAGGAGUCCACAAAGACACAAAGAGAUGGCCAUUGAUAGCAAGAUUACCGAGGACAAAAAGCAUGAAGAGAAGGACGAUCAUCAUAAACAUCAUGAUGACCAUAGCGAUGAUGGUAGCGAGGAUCAUACAAGUUCCCAUGAUCACAGUGAAGAUAGUAGUGAUGAGGAGAGCGAUGGCAAGAAUAGCGAUGAGAACGAUGACAAUACUGACGACGAGGCCAACAAGAAUAAAGAAAGAGAAAGUAAGAAAACAGAAGGGAGCAAGGAGAAGGAAGAGAGAAGAACAGAGAAGCAAUUUGAGAAUGGAUUUGUAGAGGGGAUUUUGGAGAUCAUAAACAGGAAUAAAAAUAUUAUAAUCUCAACAAUUGUGGUUUUGUCAAUUGGGCUAUAUGUCUCUCGCAAUAUUCGGCCAAAUGGAGAGUGAGAAACGCCAGAUUGUGCAGUAUAUUCUCAAUAACAUGUAUCCGAACUGUAAAUAACCAAGUCACAAAGCAGAAUCAUGGGGAUGUAAACUCAAAGAGGUGAAAAAAAUGAUAA